Zalophus californianus (California sea lion) is the source of this 877-nucleotide messenger RNA. RefSeq names its product collagen alpha-1(I) chain-like. Lineage: Eukaryota; Metazoa; Chordata; Mammalia; Carnivora; Otariidae. The record is from RefSeq and is a predicted model, not a curated record. Bases 1 to 807 code for a protein of 268 amino acids. The transcript has 4 exons.
AUGGACUGCUGCGCCCCGGGCUUGCUCCAGGAGGGUGGAAAAGGGACGCGCGACACCACCCCCGGGCGGCCAGAGACCCGACGGCGGGCUCCGGGCAGGGACUCACCGCGGAGCCGCCGCCUCGCCAGCUCCCCGGCGCGAGUUGGCGGAAAAGUUGGGCGGCAGGAGGAGCGGCGGGACGAGCGCGGGGAGGGGGCGCAGAAGCCCGCCCCGGAUCUGCGGGCUCCGCGGCUCUUACCUCACUCGGCGCUGCGGUUCCGCCUCUGGAGAGUCCGCCGUGGCGUGUGCGGGCGGGCGGGCGCCCGCGUCCCCAGCUCCGGCCCGCCGCCCCCGGGCUCCGCUGGGGUCCUGGCGGGGCCGCGAGAGCCCCGCGGCCGGCACUCGACUCCCGGUGGCGCUCGGUGCUCAGCGCCUCCAGCCCGGGCGGGAACAAUGGAGCCGAAGCUGGUGCCCCGGAGGCGGGGCGGGGGGGGGGAGGGCUCCCGUCCGCCGCCCGGGGUCUCCAGACCCUGUGGCCCCCCUCUCCGGAACCGGGCGGCGGCGCCUCACGCUUCUCGCAGACCCGGCUCCAUCGCCCUGCGGGGACCCCGGCGCCACGGCGCGCCGGACUGCAGCACUAGGACGGUGCGCCCUGCGGGGCGCCCCUCGGACCGGCGAAAAGUCCUCGGUCUCCGCGGCUUUUCCAGCUGCGGCGCGCGCUCGCUGCCGGGGAAGGUGAGGUCGCCGCAAUGCGCUAAGCGGAGUCUGGGUCCAGUCGGGACGUUGCCGCCCAGCUGCCCGCACAGCCCGGGCUCCUCCGCGCGCUGAGGCUGGACCAGAGUUCGGGCUCCGGCUCGCCGCCGCCCGCUGCCCCGGCCGCCCCACCAGUGCCCGCAGG